CUUUCGCUCUCUGGCUGGGCUGUAUUGUAAUACACAUAUAGACACUACUUAGUGCUUUGGAAAGAGGGUUGAGCCUCACACACACAACCAGAGCAGCUUCUCAAUGGGGGGACGGAGCCAAGAGGAGACAGAACUAUCGUUCCGCUGGAGCCAAUCUCCGUCCGUAUCUGAGAAGUGAGGAGGCAAAUUAACUCCCUGUCGUCACGAGAGGGUUUCAUCCUCACAGGAGUAAGAAGAGAGAGAAAAGGGAGAGGGAGAAAGAAGGAGAGAAAGGAGCUGCUGUCUGCGCUGAUAUAUAGGUGACCUGAGCAGCUUUCCAUCCUGUAAACCCUGGCUAGUUUGUGACAGAGUGUCGUGGCUGUGAGCUGAGGAGGUUUCUGGUGACUGCACUCUCAGGAUUUCAGACGGACAGUGAGAGGAGGGAGCCGAAACAACAGAGCCCCUCACCCUCUUAUCCUGCAGCGCUGUGCUCAUUUACACCUGGAUCUUUGUUGGGAAUCCCUGGCCUCAGACUAUGGAUGGAUUUAAGACAGUGUUGUGAGUCUGUUGGACAGACGGCGAUACUGACAGCAGGGCUCCUUUUCUUCUGACCAGACAGAACACUCAGCCGCUCUGCCAUGUCCUGGUUCCUGGGCCUGUGGAUUAGCCUAGGCUUCCUGCUGCUGUGCCAGGCCACACUGUACGAGACUAUCCAGCAGCACCACGUUCCGCGGCCCGGACGCAAUGCCAUACAGAUCCUGGAAGGAGGUACGUGUGAGGUGAUCGCAGCCCACCGGUGCUGUAAUAAGAACCGUAUCGAGGAGCGCUCCCAGACUGUCAAGUGCUCCUGUCUACCGGGAAAGGUGGCCGGGACAACACGCAACAAACCCUCCUGUGUGGAUGCGUCCAUUGUGAUUGGGAAGUGGUGGUGUGAGAUGGAGCCGUGUCUGGAAGGAGAGGAGUGUAAGACUCUGCCUGAUAACUCUGGAUGGAUGUGCUCCUCUGGGAACAAGAUCAAGACCACAAGGAACACUGCGCCAUACUCACCUUUUUAGCUCUGGAAGCAAAAUGCAGAGGAUGCUUCAACAGAAACUGAGCUGCAUUCUUGCUUCUGUAAAGAUUCACCCCAGGACCUAACAAAGAGCUCCCUUGCAGGCUCCCAGCCAGGAUCCCCUCCCUCCGAACGGACUAAAACUAUUACAUCAACUGGAUUACCUGUGACUGCAAAAAAAGGAUAUCCUCCUAGAUAAAACAGCUUCGCUCGGGUGGUGCCAAGGAUUUUAGACCAGACUAAUCCCUUUUUGAUCAAUGAGCCUCACGCCGGGACUCUCCUCCACAACAACCACGGCCAAUUUCCUACAUGCUCUUUUUUUCUCCCUUUCGAAACUAAAACAGCUUAGCAGGGGUUAUUUAGAGGUUGUAAAAACGUUAUUUGAAGACACUAACGCCUCCCCAAAGGUAAACUAUAUUAUCCUCACUGAGCCUCAGUGCCACUGAGCAAGGGAUCCUACAGGAUCAGUGGCACGUUGGAGGGACAUUAUGUGGGGAUCGAUUGAACCUUUUUCAAUAAUCCUUGUCAUCGGCGUCCAUCUUAGAAGCGACAUCUCAGCAUGCCAGCUUUGUUGUGACUGUGCGGAGCCUGGGCAGUGACCCUGACUGCUGUCGACUCUGCCUACGCAACGCAAUACCCCCAGGAACAACAAUAACACAGCGCUGAUUAAACAGACACUCAGAGGUCACAGGGGUCAACCCAGGGGCCCAUAGUCACUGUCCAUGAUUGACAUGUCAUUCAGAACUGUUCUUUGUUGGCACGCUCUAUUUAAUUCAUUGGAGCUUUUUCUUUGUACAUAGUAUACUUGUGUGUAUAUAUACUGUAAAUACAGGAUAAAGAAGGCAGUUUGAGGGCUCUCUUAUACAGUAAACAUAUCCUGCAAGGAGAUCCUUCCAUGGAAUUCUUCAGUUCUAUCCCUGAUUAUGAAGUACAGUGAAUUCCUAGUCAAAGGUAGUGGUUGAAUAUCCUCUCUGUGUAUAGGACUGUUUGCAGUGUUUGAUUUCAUUGAGAAUCUCUGGAAUACACUUUGCGGGAUCAUAAUGAGAAAGUAUUGGUCUCAUUCACCCUUCAGUGAUGUGCUUGGAAAACAGGAAUCCCUGUAGCUUCUGUAAAGAUUAUUAAACCACUGUACAGAACUGCCUCACAAAAGAAACAAGCAUCAACAGUGACCCAAGUCCUCUUUUUUUGUUAUAAAUUAUAGAUAACAACAGUGCAACUGGGUCCUGGUUCUGAGACUUAUUUUAUGUCCUGUGUCUGCUAUUGAGAAUGGUUGUGGACUUGACUUUGCUUGUUGUGCGUAGAUUCCACACUGACACACUGAAAGACUUCCCAGAGGAUAUUUUGGAAAAUACAUUGAGAAAGUAUUGGACACAUUGAACAGACAUGCAGUACCUUCACUAGAUAUACAUACAGUCUUAUCAGAAUUAAAGGGGUUUU
Messenger RNA from Salvelinus sp. IW2-2015, 2467 nucleotides. Lineage: Eukaryota; Metazoa; Chordata; Actinopteri; Salmoniformes; Salmonidae. The record is from RefSeq and is a predicted model, not a curated record.